CCCGGCCAGGGGAGCGGCGCGCGGCCAGUCAGCCACGGGGCGGCGCGCCCUCAGCCCGGGCGCGGGACUAGCUCCGCUCGGCCGGGAGGCGUCCCACGGGGCGGCUGCGGAGCCGGGCUCGGCGGGAGAGAGGCGCAGAUGUCUGGCCGCGAGAGGCGUCCGUCCCUGCAGUUUCCUGAUGAGCUGCUAGGGGGCAAUAUAGUGUGGAUGAAAAAGCUGCUGUGGAGGAGAGGCUCAAUCAUGAGUCUUGAGAGGAGCCAGUCCAGACUUGACUCUAUUCACUUGCCUGUCUCCGGAACUCCUCUCAUCCUCCAAGUCUGCCUGCCCAAUGUGCCACUCCUCCUCCCACUGCUUGGUCCCACCCUGCUCCUGAGGCCAAGAAGUUGCUGAGGACAGGGAGGCACUGGCAUAGUGUCAGCAUCGUAUCUGAGCAGAGAAGCAGGAGGGAAGUGGCUGAUAGCUCAGAAGCUUGUAAUAAACAGGUAUUUGUGCCAUCACACUGGCUCUUGAAUCUUUGGCAGUUGCUUUAAAAACAGAUCCGGAAAUUAAAGGAAUCCACUGGGUGAAUCAUGUUAAGGCCUUGGACUCGGUGAUGAUUACAUUCUUCAGGUGUUCUUGAAAAAAGUGCGUGUGCUUUGGCGGUGGAAAAGGACAUGAGGAAUAAAAGGACCUGGGAGCCCACUGAUCAGAAUGAAACAGAUGUUGAAAGAUUUUUCAAAUCUAUUGUUAGUUGUGCUCUGUGAUUAUGUUCUUGGUGAAAUGGAAUAUCUCCUCUUGGAGCAACCACGUCAUGUAGCCUUAAGUAACGAGACAGUGUCUGUUGAUUUUCAGUACUCUGUCAAUGGUAAUGUGACAGCAAAGAAUGUAUCCGUCUUACUGCUGGAUGCCAGCACCAACCAGACCAUUGCAAAAAAACAGCUUCCACCAAGCCAGUCACGGGGAAUGGUAGGGUUUGAAUGUUUCUAUUUCAAGAGUGCUGGGGACUAUUGGUUCAGCAUGAUCUCUGAGAUUGAUAAUGGCACUGAAAUUCACUGGACGGGUGGGAGCACCCUCCUAAGUGUGGAAUGGCCUGUAUUUCACAUUGACUUGAACAGGACCUCUGAGGUGCUCAGGAGUUUCCUUCAGGUUGGACUUUUCACUAACAAACAACUGUGUGCUAUGAAGGAGAGAGUGGUUUCAUUGGACGUGAUAUUCACCAACAGCCUUUAUGAACUAGGAAGAUUAAGCUCUGAUGAGGCAUUGGGAAUGCGAACUACCAAAGGAAUCUUUCUCUCUGGAUCCCAGUGGGUGGAGUUUGACUGCCCACCUAUUGAUCAAGAAGUGUAUGUCACUGUGUUACUGAAAUCAUUAGAGACCAACUCAGUCAUCGCUUCAACAGGGCCCGUAGACCUCAUCCACAAAUUUGGAUACAAACUAGUGGUGGCACCAGAAGUGAUGUGCAAGUCGUCCAUUCUGGUGUUUAUUGUCUCCCCUCCAUGCAUGGCCAUCAAUGGGAAGGUUGCUGUGUACAAGGAAGCUCUCAGACGUCCUGGUGAAAGAAUGAUGUGGCUAGAUGAAAAUGUCCUACGCCCAGGGAGCAACAGAACAGAAUUUAACUGCACUUUGUUUGACAUGGGGAAAAAUAAAUAUUGCUUUGAAUUUUUUGACAUUUCAAGCCAAAGCCAAUCACCCCCAAGAGUUAAGGAAUGUAUGGUGAUCCGAAGGAAUAUAGAAACAUGGAGCCUGUGGCAGCCCUGGAGUCCUUGCAGUGUGACCUGUGGGGAUGGUGUCCGUGAGCGACACAGAGAAUGUCUUACAUCGCUGCCAGCAAAACCAGGCUGUGUUGGGACACUGAAAGAGAUUUCGCUGUGCUCUCUAGAGGAAUGUUCUAUUAUAAAGCCUACAUCCCCUCCUUCUGUACAGCACCAAGAGGACCAGAAAGCUAAUAAUGUAGUCACCAUCACUGGCAUCUCCUUGUGCUUGUUCAUAAUCCUAGCCACUGUUCUCAUCACCCUGUGGAGGAAGCUCUGCAGAGCUCAGAAGUGCAGCACCUCUGUGCGCCGUAACUCUGUCCAUUCACCCAGCUUCCACAAGAACUCAGAUGAAGAAAACAUCUGUCAAGCCGGCAAGCAGCAGGAGAGCUUUUCCGAGGGCACCAAAGCGCCUUCAGCGCAUGCUGGAGAGCCUGUUAAUAUACCUUUGACCUGCAGGAGGAGCCUUCAGUUUGCUCAAGAAGAAGACACCUCUGUCAGUGACAGUUUUCAGUCAAAUGCUCAAAAAAUAAUUCCUCCAAUUUUCAGCUAUCGCCUUGCACAGCAACAGCUGAAAGAGAUGAAGAAGAAAGGCCUGACUGAAACCACAAAGGUGUAUCAUGUAUCUCAGACGCCUCUGACUGACACCAUUAUCGAUGCCACAGCUGUGCUUCCCCUGGGCACAGAAAACCAGGAAGAGGCUGCUGCACACAAAUUCAGGAUCAAAUCUCCAUUUCUGGAUCAGCCAGUCAGUCAUCUCAAAUUCCCUAGGGAAAAAUCUAAUUCUAGGGUGGACUCUGUACUGUCACAGGCCAAUCCUGUAACAAGCCCUAGUCAAACCCUCAUUAGACGAGCUCACCUGAAAUACCAAGAUAAGAAAGGGGAGCCAUUGGAGAGAGGCUGUCACAGAAACCCACAGUUCAGAAGAACAGCCAGUUUCCAUGAAACUAAAAAGGUCAGGCCCUAUAGGGAACGGAGCAUGUCCACUCUUACCUCACGGCAGAUUCCUCUUUAUAGCUCCAGGACCAGAACGUGGGGUCAAGCACUGGAAGACAAGUCCCGGCCGACAUCUAAAGAUGCUGAUCCAAGUUCUGAAAAGUUUGACCAGUCGCCUUGCACUCUGUUAACUUGUGAACCACUGAGCUAUGGCACAAAAUACCGCCACAAAGGGGGCCCUCCAGUGAGGAGGCCAGAUCUGAUCAGUGACCGUCAGCCUGCAGGCCAAGUAGCAGGAGCUGACAAACUAGAGCCAAACAGAAAUAGGAGGGGCCCUUCGCAAAACUAUCGAGGGACUUUGAGGAAAGAACCCAUCUCAACUCUGAAAGAUAAUUACCAGCGAGGCAGUGCUCUAAGCCCUCUCCAGUACAGAAAGGACAAAUGCCAGAGCUUCCCCACAGACCCUGAAUUUGCCUUUUACGAUAAUAAUUCUUUUGGCUUAACAGAAUCGGAGCAAUGGAUGAUUGAUCUGCCUGGAUAUUUUGGUUCCAAUGAAGAAGAUGAAACAAGUACUUUAAGUAUUGAGAAACUGGUGAUCUGAAUGACUCAUUGCAACACUGUAGGGCGGGGGUAUGAGAGAAGAGCUGCAAAACCUGUUGGUUUAUAAUAAAAGCAAUAAUGGAAACCAGGUUCCAGCUGUUUGGGGCAGGAGGGAAAUCCUAUGGCUUGACUUGUGAGCAUGCAUUCCUUUUUAAUUAAUAGAAAGGGCUCUGAUGUCAUUGUUUUGUUUAAUACACACCCACCCACCCCCCC
This is a messenger RNA of Dermochelys coriacea (leatherback sea turtle), 3479 nucleotides long. It is a transcript of the gene THSD1, whose product is annotated as thrombospondin type 1 domain containing 1. The record is from RefSeq and is a predicted model, not a curated record. Bases 691 to 3267 code for a protein of 858 amino acids. Lineage: Eukaryota; Metazoa; Chordata; Testudines; Dermochelyidae. The transcript is spliced from 8 exons. Gene Ontology annotation, cellular component: cell periphery.